CAAGUUACGAUUCAACUUGCUUAAACUACCAAAAAGUGACACGCUACUUUCUUUACUUCGUAGACUGAUAUAUGUACUUGAAUAAUACCCCGUUAAAUGCUUGUUUUGCCCUUUGUGUUGGUACAGCCAUCUCAGCUAGAGCACAAGACCCUUGGUGGUGGUUAAUGCGACGUCACACUACACUCAUGAAUUACCUUGGUGGGUAUUUAGAUAACAAUAUCCAAGCAAUACACACACAUUAACUUCCGACAACUGCUACUCAAAAUGCCCGCCAUGGACUCUGCCAUUGCUAAGGCUCUUUCACUGGAAGAGCCCUUGCCAGAAAUGGAGGUGCUUGGUGGCUCUGGCUUUUCAUCCACCUACAAGAUAACGAGCAAAGUGGACGGCGAGACGAAAACCUACUUUGUAAAAACGGGCGGCCCUAGUUCGAAAACAAUGUUUGCUGGCGAGCAUGCCUCUUUGAAUGCCAUCCAUAACGCAGUGCCGUCCUUCUGUCCUCAAAGCUAUGGUCACGGCGCCCUCUCUACCGGAGGCUACUUCCUCGUCACCGACUUCCUCAAUCUAGGCUCCUCAAAAGCCAAACCAUCCGGUCUUUCAUUCGCCCAGAAACUAGAAAAGCUACACCGUACGUCAGCUCCAGUUCCUGAUGGCCAUUCAAGCCCCCAAUUCGGCUUCUCUGUGCCCACAUGCUGUGGCAACACAGAGCAGCCCAAUGACUUCACUAGUUCUUGGAGUGACUUCUACGCAAACCAACGCUUGAGAGCUAUUUCCAAAGCCUGUGAGAAGGCCAAUGGCAAGGAUGAGGAACUUAGUAAGCUGAUUGAGCAGACGGCGUCUGUUGUUGUGCCGCGCUUGCUCAAAGACGGACAUCUCAAGUCUCAUUAUGGGACCCCGAUUGCGCCGGUUGUGGUGCAUGGGGACCUGUGGAGUGGGAACCACGGCAUAGGGAGCAUUAAUGAUGGGCCUGUUGAGCAAGUUGUGUAUGAUCCUAGUUCGGCAUACGCGCACAGCGAGUUCGAGAUGGGAAUUAUGAAGAUGUUCGGUGGUUUUGGUGGCGUGUUGGAGGAGUAUCGUGAGUUAAAGCCGGAAGAUCUACCAAAGGAGGAAUAUGACGAUAGAGUGGAGUUGUACGAGCUAUAUCAUCACCUUAAUCACAAUGCUAUUUUCGGCGGAGGGUAUAGGUCUCGCGCGCUCGCCAUAAUGGAAAGACUGAACAAGAAAUAUGGAAAAUAAACCCGCGCAAUGGCCGGCUACUACUACGAAUUAAGGCGCAGUUAAACCGUAGAGAGAGAAUGGGAGACAGGUGUAGAAUAGAGUUAUCAAGCAGG
Messenger RNA from Pseudogymnoascus verrucosus, 1328 nucleotides. RefSeq lists its product as uncharacterized. Bases 265 to 1233 code for a protein of 322 amino acids. The record is from RefSeq and is a predicted model, not a curated record. The transcript is spliced from 3 exons. NCBI's taxonomy places the organism in Eukaryota, Fungi, Ascomycota, Leotiomycetes, Thelebolales, Thelebolaceae.